Molecule: messenger RNA, 1698 nt
Organism: Beta vulgaris subsp. vulgaris (sugar beet)
Lineage: Eukaryota; Viridiplantae; Streptophyta; Magnoliopsida; Caryophyllales; Amaranthaceae
Exons: 6
Coding region: 385-1350 (321 amino acids)
Biological process (GO): Golgi vesicle transport
Cellular component (GO): membrane
Source: RefSeq, a predicted model, not a curated record
AUUUAUUUUCUCACCUUCUUUUACAGAAUUCUUAUACAAAAAAAAAACAGAGAGGCUUUACCAAAAACCAGAAGCAUAACAUAAAAAGAAGACAAGAAAGAAAGGAUUCCCAAACAUCUUCUUCUGGGAUUUUGUUGCCUGCAAAUUAAAGCAAGAAGCUUUCUUUCUCUCUUUUCUUUGUUGCUUCUCAAUUUCCUCUUCUUCUUCUCUUCAACAAAAAGAGAAGAAAGAAGGGAACAUAAAUUGCUAAACCUUAUAUAUUCGUCCGAGCCAAAUAAAAUCACCAAUUUUAACUAAUUUUUUCCCCCAAAUUCCUAGCUUCGGGAGGAUUAAAGGUUUUGAAUUUAAUAUUUUUUUCAUUAAUUUCAAGAAUUUAAUUGAAGAAUGUUGGUCUCAAAUUCUUUUGAUUUAUGGCAAACGGAUUCUUUUUUCUCUGCUGCUGAGGAGGUCCAAGAAUCUGCAGACAUUUUGGAGUCAGCUUAUCGUACAUGGAUUAAACAGAAGAGAGAAGGGUUAGCUUCGAAUGAUUUAGAUGAACUUCGUCGAGAGGUUCAAACUGCUCUAGGCACUGCGAAAUGGCAGCUUGAAGAGUUUGAGAGAGCUGUCAGCUUAAGUUAUGGAAAUUGCCGUGAUCAGAACAAAAUGGCUCGGCACCAACAAUUUGUUGUUGCCAUUGAAAGCCAGAUUUCGCGGGUCGAAGAUACAUUGAGAGAGACAUUAAAUGAAGAAGGAAAGCAACCAUUUCGAUGGGUGAAUUUGAAUGAAGAUGAACGAGAUGAUCUAGCUAUGUUCCUCUCGGGUUCUUCUGGAACAUUUACAAAGAACGCAAGUGAUAAAAUUGUGAAACCUUCCACUGGUUUGGUGGAGAAGAACCUAUAUAAGAAAAAAGAUUUGGACUAUGCUGCUUGUAGCAGUAGUUCAACUACCUUGAGAGAUGAUGUUGUCAUCAACAUAGGGCAACCUAAUUCUCUCUUAGAACUUAGUGCAAGGGAAGUACUAGGGACAAAAGGGGAUAUGAACUGUGAAGCGGAGAGAACGCGCAGUGCAAAGAGGACUCGUGUUUCACCAAACUCAGGUGCAUUGAAGAUUGUGAUUCCUAAUGCAGAAAAUGAAAUGAGGGCUCUUGGGUCAACCAUUGAGGCGACACCAAAGGAAAAAGGCUCCAAAACUUCAAGUUUACUUCAAUUUAGAGGAAUUAAUUGCAUCAAUAAGCUUUUUAAGUGCUCCAAUGGUUUGAAUAGUGGGAUGCAAAGCUCAAAACGAUUACAGUUCAAAUCUUCCAUGCGACUCAUAAUCAUAUUGAUGGUAUCAUUUUUCCUGCUUGUGCCCUAUUUUCUUCAAUCAAGCUAAAAGAAAUGUUACCAUUGCCUAGAAGAACAAACAAUAGGUGUGUGUAGAUUCUUCCACAUGGAAGAGAGGAUUUAUAAGUAUCCUAUGUGUAAGGCCAAGCUGUCUGAUUUGGUUCACAUAUCCUGUCAUAAUCAAAGGGCCUUCACCUUUUUCUUAUUAUUUGAUGGUGGUUAAAGAAUACCACUUAGUUUAGGUCACAAAAUUGACUUGUUAUGUUACUUAUUUUUAUCUUUUGCCAGUUAGUUUUGUAAAUAAACUAGUUCUUGUUCCGGACAAUACGCCUCGGAUUAUUUACCAACGUGCAUUUGAAGUCUUCAAAUUAAAUGAUAUUUCCCUCACAAAGACCAA